UGCUCAGUUCUGUCCCACCCUUUUUCUGCUCUCAAGGUGUGCUGAUCCAACCACAAGUGCAGUUGCUCUUUGCCUGGGCUAAAAAAGCCACUGCAGAGAAUUUUGGAGAGUAAUUUGGGUUGUGAGGGGUCUCUGAUGGCAUCCAGUAGGAAGUCACUCACUCCCUGGUUAAGGGAGGAUGAGGAUCAAGACAUGUCUCAAGCUGUGCAGACCAACGGGACGCAACCUUUAAGCAAAACAUGGGAGCUGAGUUUGUAUGAACUGCAAAGGACACCUCAGGAAGCAAUCACUGAUGGCUUGGAAAUAGUGGUAUCACCCCGAAGCCUCCACAGUGAGCUGAUGUGUCCCAUCUGCCUGGACAUGUUAAAAAACACCAUGACAACAAAAGAAUGUUUGCACCGCUUCUGCGCCGACUGCAUCAUCACAGCCCUCAGGAGCGGCAACAAAGAAUGUCCCACGUGUCGCAAGAAGCUCGUUUCAAAGAGGUCCCUGAGGCCAGAUCCCAACUUUGACGCUCUCAUCAGCAAAAUCUAUCCGAGCAGGGAUGAAUACGAAGCUCAUCAGGAGAGAGUGCUGGCAAGAAUCAGCAAGCACAACAACCAGCAAGCUUUAAGCCACAGCAUUGAGGAAGGAUUAAAGAUCCAGGCCAUGAACAGGCUACAGAGGGGCAAGAAACAGCAGAUUGAGAAUGGCAGUGGAGCAGAGGACAACGGUGAUAGCUCCCACUGCAGCAACGCCUCAACACACAGCAACCAGGAAGCAGGGCCCAGUAACAAGAGGACCAAAACAUCAGAUGAUUCUGGGCUGGAACUGGACAAUAACAACACAGCUGUGGCAAUAGACCCUGUCAUGGAUGGUGCUAGUGAAAUAGAACUGGUCUUCAGGCCUCACCCGACCCUCAUGGAGAAUGACGACAGUGCACAGACAAGAUACAUCAAGACCUCAGGCAAUGCCACUGUUGAUCACCUGUCCAAGUACCUAGCUGUGAGACUGGCUUUGGAGGAGCUUCGUAGCAAAGGAGAGUCAAACCAGAUGAACCUUGACACGGCCAGCGAGAAGCAGUACACCAUCUACAUUGCUACUGCCAACGGGCAGUUCACUGUACUAAAUGGGUCCUUCUCCUUGGAACUAGUCAGUGAGAAGUACUGGAAAGUCAACAAACCCAUGGAACUGUACUAUGCACCCACAAAGGAACAUAAAUAAGCUGUGCUGGAAAACCUGAGCUGGGACUAACUCUUUUUAUAGCUAUGACUUCUUUAAUAUUAAUGAAGGCACCACCAUUAUUAUCUUCAUGGACACUACAGGUGGUGCCUUCAGGCUCUCUCAGUAUACUUAUUAAUAUUAGCCAGUAUUCUGGGUUGUAUUUAAUUUAGUCUGGUUUGGGUUUUUGGCUUUUCCCUAGGAGACUAAAUGACCUUUUCCAGUGCAUUCCAAUGUUUGACAUGCUUUUUUGUUCCUGAUGCAUGAUAACUGAACAAGUGUUCCACUUUGGAAUGUCUUAAUUUCAUCCAGGUACCUCUGGAUUCCUGAUACAUUUGCCAUGGUUAUAAUAAUAGCCUUUGUUGGAGGAUUGA
Pogoniulus pusillus (Red-fronted tinkerbird) is the source of this 1574-nucleotide messenger RNA. It is a transcript of the gene RNF2, whose product is annotated as ring finger protein 2. The record is from RefSeq and is a predicted model, not a curated record. The transcript is spliced from 7 exons. Gene Ontology annotation, cellular component: ubiquitin ligase complex; PcG protein complex. Gene Ontology annotation, molecular function: chromatin binding; ubiquitin protein ligase activity. Lineage: Eukaryota; Metazoa; Chordata; Aves; Piciformes; Lybiidae. Bases 136 to 1203 code for a protein of 355 amino acids.